Molecule: messenger RNA, 1045 nt
Organism: Lotus japonicus
Lineage: Eukaryota; Viridiplantae; Streptophyta; Magnoliopsida; Fabales; Fabaceae
Exons: 3
Coding region: 476-1045 (189 amino acids)
Source: RefSeq, a predicted model, not a curated record
UGACCUUUUGCCACGCCCCAAUUGUCACGGUUAUAGGCGGAACCGUGACAAAAGGUCAAUUAUCACGGUUUUAAAAGGAACCGUGACAAAAGGAAAUAAUAUUUUAUUAUUAUUGUUUUGGAACCGUGACAACAGAAGUUCAAUAUCUGGCUCUUAUUUUUCCCUCCCCUCCAAUUUUUCCUGAAAAACCCUACCACUGCACCCUAACCUCUUCUCGCGCGCUCUCAAUCGGUCUCUCUCCAAUAUCUGCCUUCUCAAUCGGUCUCUCUUUCCUGCUCCCUCUCAAUCGCCGGUCGCCGUUCUCCGUCACGCCGUUCGCCGUUCGCGCCGUUCUCGGUUCACGCCGUUCUCUGUCACGCGCACUUCUCUCUCUCGAGCACCAUUGCAAAGCCCAGAUUUAUUCGAAGUUGAAGAUCGAAGAGCCAAGCUGAUUGCCACUGACUUAGAGGACCAGUCUGAUUCUAAAUAUCCAGGUAUGGACCGUAAAUGGAUGUUUGCUAAUCGCUUAUCCGAUGAAUAUGCUGCUGGGGUGAAAGAGUUUGUUAAAUUUGCGGUUCAAAAUGCAAAGAACCCAAAUAGUUUGCUAUGCCCUUGUUUAGUUUGUUGGCAUGGUAUUCGAGUUAAUCCAUCUGAAUUAGAAGAUCAUCUAAUUUGCAAGGGAAUUGAUAAAAACUAUAUAUGUUGGUCAAAUCAUGGCGAGUCCAGAUUUGAUUCUGGUGAUGCAGCAGAUAGUGUGAGAUCUGCCUCAUUUGGAGCAGAGGAAGAUGCAUGUGAUGGUGACUGUGUUGAGGAAAUGGCGAAGGCGGUUGAAGAUGAUCUUCGUGAUUGUCCUCAAAUGUUUGAGAGGCUGAAAAAUGAUGCGGGGACACCUCUUUAUAAUGGAUGCUCUAAAUUCACAAGACUAUCUGCGGUCUUAAAGCUGUACAACUUGAAAGCUGCCAAUGGAUGGACUGAUACGAGCUUCACCAACCUACUAACACUCUUAAAAGAUAUGCUUCCAGAGGGAAACGUUCUUCCCGGUCGACUAUAUGGGAAACUUGACUGA